AUGUCUGAUUCUCAGCAACCACCCGUCCUGAAAGCAUCUGUCCACGAUCUGCGAUACUUCUCUACCCUGCUGCGAGGCGUCAACUUUGUCAAUCGUGCCACGGUCACAAUUACCCAGACGGGCUUCGUUGUUGUCGUUGAAGAGGCGCGAACAUUGCUCGCUACGGCGUAUAUAUUCUCCGAGAUUUUUGACGAAUACACAUACAACUCAGAUUCAACUGAGCAAACUGUGGCACACUCUCAAGGCUCUGACGGCGACGAAAGCCAGAAGCUUGAGGAGAAUGCUGCCUUCGAAAUAUCACUUAACACGCUGAUUGAAUGCCUCAAUAUCUUUGGAACGGCCGGAAACAACAGUACAGCCAAGCAGGGCCGCUUUACACAGUGGAAGCAAGAUGGGGGCUCGGAUGAUGAGGUCGAUGCUGACGAAGACGACAACGCGCGUGGAAAAGACAGAAGACGCUCGACUGCCAAAGGUAUUGACCAGUAUUUUGGUGGGUCAGGGAAGGGAACUGGCAUGCGGAUGAGCUACCCAGGAUCUGGCUAUCCCUUAACGCUUCUAAUAAUGGAAGACUCAGCGGGCCCAACUACAACCUGUGAACUAACAACAUACGAAGCCGAACCUCAUCUUGAGUUGCCUUUCGUGGCUGAACGCACGGUACUUAAAAUCAUUCUCAAGUCCUCCUGGCUCCGCGAUGCCCUUUCCGAGAUCGACUCUUCAUGCGAGAAACUCACCUUCAUCGGCAACCCACCACCAGAUACGGCUGUCAACGGGAGACAACGGGCACCCUUACGUACUUCGAUUGCGCCGCUACUGCGUAUUCAAGCGUCAGGAACCUUUGGCAGUACCGAGAUGGAAUAUCCCAACGACCGAGAGGUGUUGGAGUCCUUUGAAUGCAUUCAGCCUGUGCGCUUCAGUUACCGUGUGGCGCAUAUAAACCGAACACUUCGUGCCUUGCAGAGCUCCAGUAAAACCUCUCUCAGGAUAGACGAUGAAGGUCUGCUCAGCCUACAAUUUCUCAUGCCCGCGCCACGCAAACCGAACAAACCGGAUGGUAGCUCUGAUGGGUUCAUUGAGUUUCGAUGUUUGCCGCUGGACGAUGAAGUCCACUAG
Molecule: messenger RNA, 1110 nt
Organism: Mycena indigotica
Lineage: Eukaryota; Fungi; Basidiomycota; Agaricomycetes; Agaricales; Mycenaceae
Exons: 8
Coding region: 1-1110 (369 amino acids)
Biological process (GO): DNA repair; DNA damage checkpoint signaling
Cellular component (GO): checkpoint clamp complex
Source: RefSeq, a predicted model, not a curated record